Molecule: messenger RNA, 4101 nt
Organism: Tetrahymena thermophila SB210
Lineage: Eukaryota; Ciliophora; Oligohymenophorea; Hymenostomatida; Tetrahymenidae
Product: phospholipid-translocating P-type ATPase, flippase family protein
Exons: 8
Biological process (GO): phospholipid translocation
Cellular component (GO): plasma membrane
Molecular function (GO): magnesium ion binding; ATP binding; ATPase-coupled intramembrane lipid carrier activity
Source: RefSeq, a predicted model, not a curated record
AUGGGAUCCCUACUUGGCAGUUAAGCUAAGUCUUAUGAUUAAGAUAGAAUUUUUACUGCUUUUCAAGACGAAGAAGCUUUGAAACAUAAACAUUAGCAUCUUAACGAAAGCAACUCUAAAAAGUUUCCAUCUAAUUUCAUUAAAACUUCUAGGUAUACAGCAGUUUCAUUCUUACCUAUGAGCUUAUUGCUCUAAUUUUAGAGAUACGCAAAUAUUUACUUUUUAGUUACUGCAAUUCUUCAAUGCAUUCCCCAAAUAUCUCCUUUGAGCCCUUUUGUUGCAGUUGCUCCUCUUAUUUUUGUACUUGCUGUUUCUAUGGCUCGUGAAGGAUAUGAAGAUUAUCAAAGACACAAGAGUGAUAAUGAAUAAAAUUUUUCAGCAAAAACAAAGAGAGUCCUCCAAGAUAGAGGUGAGGAAGAUGUAGCUUGGGCUAAUGUCCAUGUUGGAGAUAUUCUACAUAUUUAUCAAGAUGAAUGCUUUCCCACUGAUCUACUUGUAUUAGGAAGUAACCUAGGUGGUGUGUGCUAUAUCGAAACAGGUGCACUUGAUGGUGAAAAAAAUUUAAAGCCAAAGUCAGCCAUUAAUGAAACUUCAUCAUAUUUCUCCACAAAAGAAGAUAACGUUGCUACAUUAUCAACAGGAAAUCUAUUUACCAACAAAUAAACAAACUUUAAUUUAACCAUAAAAGCUAAUAAACCAGAUUAGGAUCCUAAUCACUUUAUUGGUAGUAUAGGAUUUUAGCUACAAAAUGACAAUAAUCCUUAAAGUGCCAAGCAAAUCCCUGCAGAUUCUACUUAAUUUGUACCAAGAGGUGCAUUCCUAAGAAAUACAGAAAGUAUUUAUGCUGUAGUUGUUUAUACAGGUAUGGAUACAAAAAUUAUGAAAAAUGCAGAAGAGGGAAAAGCAAAAUCGAGUGACAUGGAAGCAAAAAUGAACAAAUUCAUUCUAGGAAUUCUUAUUUUCUAGUUUUUAUGUUGUUUUGUGAUGAGUUCUUGCUCAUAUUACUGGCUAGAUAAAAACCAUAUAUAUUAUCCCUAUCUUGACUUGGACAAAGAUGGUCUUUCCUAUAUUUCUCAAUCUGUUUUAGUCUAUUUCUCUUAUUUUAUUCUUUUUAAUACAAUGAUUCCAAUUUCACUUGUUGUUUCACUUGAAAUGGUUAAGGUCCUACAAUCAUACUUCAUUACAAAUGAUUAUGAAAUGUAUUCUCACCACAAUUAGAGAUGGCCAAGAGUACUCACAUCUACAAUUAACGAAGAACUAGGUUAGGUUGAAUAUGUCUUUUCUGAUAAGACAGGUACUCUCACUCAAAAUUAAAUGCAAUUUAAAAUGGCUGUAAUAGGUAACACUCUUUAUGGUGAAAAAGCUGCUUAAAAAAAGAAAGCCGCUGUAUAGCCUUCUAAACAAUAAAAAAGUAACACCAAAUAGCAUCAACAUACAGAAUUUGUUUUUGAAGAUGAUAAUUUAACUAAUCUCCUUUCAAGAAAAGCUGAAAAGUCUUAGAAUCCUCCAGUUAACAUCACUCUUAAAUCAAAGGAUGGCAAAGCUACUUACACUAUUCCUAGCUAGUACGAACUAUCAAGAGAAUAUUUCAAAAAUUUAGGUUUAGCUCAUGAAUGUAUUGUAGAGAAAAAUAAGGAUCCUAAUGAUACAAAUUAUUAUUACUAAGGUCCCUCUCCGGAUGAAAUCACUCUAGUUGAUGCUGCGUAUCAUAUGGGAUUUACAUUUGUUGGAAAAACUAGUAACAAACUUAUGAUGAAUUUGACAGAUACAGCUGGAAAAGAAGGCUAAUAAGAAUUUACUAAAAUUAAUGUUUUCGAAUUUAGCAGUGCGAGAAAACGUAUGACUCUUUUAUUAGAAGAUAAUGGAGUUUAUAAAAUGUACGUUAAGGGUGCUGAUAAUGUGAUUAAAGAGCGUCUCGAUAAGGGUAUCCAUUAGCCAUACUUAGAUUUUGCAGAUAAAAAGUUAACAGAAUUUUCUCUUGUUGGUUUACGUACUUUAUUGAUUGGUUUUAAAAUUCUCUCCAAAGAUGAAGUUGAUGCAUUUGUCAAUAAAUAUAACAAUUUGGCUAACUCUGCAAAUAGAAAAGAAGACUUAGAGAAAUUAGCUGAUGAAGUAGAAUAAGGGUUUUUCUUAUUAGGAGCAACAGCUGUGGAAGAUAAAUUGUAAGAUGAUGUCCCAGAAACUAUUCAUGAUCUACUUCGUGCCAAUAUUAAAGUAUGGAUGCUUACUGGUGAUAAAUUAGAGACAGCUGAAAAUAUUGCAAAAAGCUGUAAGCUUAUUCUAGAAGAUUUUGAAUUACUUGUUAUGAGUGAUAAAAAUCCUAAAGUUAUCCGUAAAGAAAUGACAGAAAUCCUAUGGAAAAGAUUUAAAAAACUGAAAGAAGAUAAAGUUCGUAAAUGCUUUUUAGUAGAAGGUGAUUGUCUAAAGGUCAUAUUUGAAAAAGGUAAUGAAGAUAUCAAAAAAAAAUUUGUUUAAAUUACCAAAGAUUGCGAAAGUGUUGUAUGCUGCAGAGUAUCUCCAGUCUAAAAAGCAUAAGUAGUUAGAUCUAUAAGAGAAGGACUUAACAAAAUCACUUUAGCAAUUGGUGAUGGAGCCAAUGAUGUUAACAUGAUUCAGGCAGCCCACAUUGGAUGUGGUAUAUAUGGUAAUGAAGGUAUGCGUGCAGUAUAAAGCAGUGAUUUCGCUUUUGGAUAAUUUAAAUGCUUAUGGAGACUUCUUUUUGUACAUGGAAGAUGGUCAUACAUUAGAAUCUCUGAAAUGAUUGUCUAUUUCUUCUAUAAAAACAUGAUUUUUACUAUUCCUUAGCUUUAUUUUGCUUUCUUUAGUGGCUUUUCUGCACAAAGUAUCUUUGAUGAUUACUAUAUAUCUAUGUAUAAUCUUAUUUUUACUGCUCUACCCUUAAUCAUUAGAGCUAUUUUUGAUUAAGACGUAAACUACAUGUACAUAUAGUACGAUAGAAAACUUGUAUAAACAGGAGAUGAAAAUGAAAAGAGAAGAUUAUAAAAGCUUAUAAAUAAACGUAAAGACUAUAUUAGAGAUAGAUUACCCAAUCUCUAUUAUUUAGGUCAAAAGCAAUAACUUUUUUCAACAAGAAUAUUCCUUGAGUGGUUAAUUUAAGGUAUUGUACAUGGUAUAUUCAUAUUCUUUGGUAGCUAUUUCACAGUAGGUAAUAUAACAUUAGCUUCUGAUGGCUAUACCUCAGAUAUGUGGUCAUUCUCAUUAAUUAUAUUCACAUCUGUUGUAUUUAUUGCUGAUCUUAAGUUAGCUAUUUACACAAGGUACUGGACUUUAAUAAAUUAUUUAGCCUUCUACAUCACAAGUAUAGGUCUCUACAUAGCUGCCUUCUUUAUCACUGGUGUUUUGUAUAACAGUUAUGUUUAUGAAACACCAAACUAUUUGGUAUAAACACCUCAUUUCUAUCUAGUUAUUUUCUUCAUAGUAGCAGGAAUAUUUGCAUUUGAUAUGUUUGUCUAUGCUUCUAAAGAAUUAUUCCAUAAUAAGACAAAAGAAAAAGCCCUUAGAAGGCUAAUGAAGGAGCAGCCUAAGAAGAGUAAUGAAAAUAAAUGGAUUUUCUAAGGCUCAGCAAUCGAAUUAGAGAGUAACUUGAACAGCUUUAAAGACAAAUUUGAUGAGGAAAGCUAAAUCAUGCUCAGUGCAAUAAAUUUAAAUAAAAAAGAUGAAAAAUAAUACAUCGAACCCUAAACUAUCUUCAUGAAUGGUUAAGGAAACAAAGGUACUGAAGUUUAAUUUUUGUCCAGCUCAAACUAAGAUUGUAAAAAAAAUAAUAAUACUCUGCCUAAGAGCACAAUCAAAGAAAAUGUCAGUGGUCAUCAUCUUUAAGUUUAAACUUCCCCUACUCCAUUAUAUAAUAAUAUUUAAAAUACACCAAACUCAAAUAGGAAUGGUGAUGAAUUAAUUUAAUUUACAUUCACUGACAGCAAUGAUGAUGAUUACGAUAUUUAUUAUAAAUAAUAAUUCAAUUUUAAUACGGAUUUAUAACCCUAAACUAUAUAAAAAGUUGACGAGAGGAAAGAUAACAAUAUAGGAUUGCCACCUUCUAAAUAAUUCCAUUCUAAGCAAGAAAUUGAAUUAGAUGACUGA